Molecule: messenger RNA, 1083 nt
Organism: Charadrius vociferus (killdeer)
Lineage: Eukaryota; Metazoa; Chordata; Aves; Charadriiformes; Charadriidae
Gene: CRPPA
Product: isoprenoid synthase domain containing
Exons: 9
Coding region: 43-1083 (346 amino acids)
Biological process (GO): isoprenoid biosynthetic process; protein O-linked glycosylation via mannose
Cellular component (GO): cytosol
Molecular function (GO): D-ribitol-5-phosphate cytidylyltransferase activity
Source: RefSeq, a predicted model, not a curated record
UCUGACAUUAUUGUGGUGGUGUCUCCUGAAAAUAUUGAAACAAUGAAGUCUAUCAUUGAGAAAUAUGGCCACAAAAGAGUUAUGAUAGUUAAAGGUGGAAUAACUCGUCACCGUUCAAUUUUCAAUGGACUGAAAGUAUUUGUAGAGAAUGAAUUUUCCAACCACCUGCUCCAGAAACCAGAAGUGGUGAUUAUCCAUGAUGCUGUGAGGCCAUUUGUUGAAGAAGAUAUUCUUUCAAAAGUAGUUAUGGCUGCUAAAGAACAUGGGGCAGCAGGAGCAAUUCGUCCUCUGGUUUCUACUGUUAUUGCCUCUGCUGCAGAUGGCUGUUUAGACCACUCAUUGGAACGUGCCAGGUACAGAGCAAGUGAAAUGCCUCAGGCUUUCUUGUUUGAUAUAAUCUACGAAGCAUACCAACAGUGUACAGACUAUGACCUGGAUUAUGGAACUGAAUGUUUGCAUCUGGCUCUGAAAUACUGUAAAACAAAUGCCAAACUUGUUGAAGGAACAGCUGACCUCUGGAAGGUGACCUACAAGCGGGAUCUGUAUGCAGCUGAAUCGAUUAUUAAGGACAACCUAUCACAACAAGUUUGUGUUAUUACCAAUGUGAGGGAUGCAGUUGCACAAGUAGGUUUUCUCCUUCACGAGUCUCUGAAAAGCCAAAUAAAAGUUGAAGCUAUAUCAGUAUAUCUAAGCAAAACCGAUAGCCAUCUACAAAACAUCCUUUCAGGACAGUGCUACAAUUUUAUUUGCGUAAAUGACAAAAAGUGUGCCAUUCAAGAGACCCAGCAACUAGUGGAUAAGUUGGAAAAAUCAAAUAUUCCUCUUUUAUAUCCAGUUGUCCUUAUUUUGGUGCACUUGGAUAUUUCAGAAAAUAUUUCUUUCAGCAUUGGGAUGGAAGAACUAACUAGGAUCAAGAAAUUUGCAAGGGAAGUGAAAAAGAAAAAUAUUUUGGUUUAUGGUCUGCUUAUCCAAUAUAAGGACCAUUUGCUGCUUCAGGAGACAGUAAAUUCUGCUGCUGCCCUUAUCAUGGCAGUAAUAAAGGACAGAAACCCGGAGCUGACUGGGCAACUGUUGGUAGCAUAA